ACGAAAGCGCUGAAACGUGCUCAAACGUGCUAAAAGGCUAAAACGUGAGGUGAGCGUCGUUCUUGGCAUUGUUUUGUUAUAAAUAGUUGUCAUGGUAACAUCAAAUAUCUUAAUCUUUACAGUGUAUUUUCGAACAUAUAAAGUAGAAGUAACUUAAAAAUUGAGUUAUGAUUAUUGCAAGUCUUUUCUAUAAAUAGUGAAUAAAUAAAUUUACGCAUAUUUAAAAGUAACCGAAAGUAUUAUAUAAAGUAAAAAAUGUUACCGAACUUCGAUGAUGAAGAUGAUCCUGGAGAGCCGAAAAUUGCAGGAACAUAUCGGGUUGAGCAGCCAAUAAAUAAUUUUAAACUAAGAAUUAAAAUAUCUCAGCAAAAGUCACCAAUUUACGAUCUUUUUGAUGACCCUCGUGAAACUCUAGACGCAAAUUUUCUAGAAGAAGAAGAAUACACAUUCUCAUGGCAAGAGAAAGUUUUUAGUCCUUUUGAAGUUAAAUAUUUUAGUGAGGAGAAAAAUUGUAUUACCGAUAUUCAAAAAGAUUACCAUAAAAAAAUUGCUGAUGAUGAUAUUGAAGGUUCACGAUUGUAUACAAAAAUUAAUGAAGAUUCCUUCUAUCCGGAUAAUUCAUUAUUUACAAGACCAUUCACUUCUCCCUUGGCCCUUAAAAAUGAACGUGCCAUGCCUUGUCUAAGGAAUCGUAAACCAUUCAGCCAAAGGUAUAACAAAAAAGUUAUUGACGAAAAGCCGGACGACGAUAGACUGUGUGCUAAUCAUUACUUUUACGAGGAACGUGAAGUUAUGUACAUUUUGGCCGAUGUCAGUCCAAAGAAUGAGGAACCAAGUAAUUCGAAAGAUUCUGAAAAUUUACUCUGUACAGUGACUUAUGACAAGGCACAUAAACUUUUAACGGUUGAUCCUGAUUUUUCAAAUGAAGGAUACUACAGAAUUUUCGGUACCGGAAUGGGUUACGAUUAUUGGAUUUCACACGAGUCAUGCACCCCAACCGAAGAUGAUGAGGAAAAUAUUAUAAAAACACUAAAACAGGAAUUUCAGAAAGUACAAAAUUUUAAAGAAUUCAAAAUAAGUCCAAAACUUGAGCUGGUGCCUUUAUAUACUUUCCGGAUUAUUCUAAAUCUAGAGAUAUUAUCGGCACACGAUUUCUCCUACGAUUCACUUUUCAUAACGUACUUUUUACACCUUCCGAAAAAUUGGAGUACACCACGUCAAGAAUCUCUGGCUGGCCGAACUCAAAGAUGUCGAAUGAAGAAAAAAACCGCAAACUUUAGUUAUAUUAUUGAAAAUUGUUUGGAUUUGGAUCUAAAGAGUCUUAAGAAGAAAAACGGAGCACUCUCAUGGCCGUAUUUAUUAUUUACCGUUGCAUCAUUAGACAAUUGGGAAAGAUGGCGAAUAGAGGGUUAUGGUUCUUCAAGUCUUCCUCUAACAUCAGGUUGUCAUAAUUUAAAAAUUCACACAUGGCGACAGUCUGGUGGUUUCAUUGAUUCUCUCCGUUGGUUCUUCACUGGUGGAAUUAAUGAAUCGGAAAACAAUUUCAACAUUCCCGACAUCAAUGAAGAAAGAAAAAUUAAUCGAAGAGAGGAAAAGAUUAUUCCCAGCGGGUAUAUUAAAAUAAGGGCCAAUAUUGUUCAUCAAUCGCAAAUAUUUACUAAAGAAGGAAACUUGGGGAAAAAUGUUUUUGAUAAAUUAAAUUCUAAUAAUCUUAUGAUUAAUGUCGAAGAUGUUUUAGUUCAAUUUCAAAUAGCUAGAGAACGUAUGAUACGAGCGAAAAAUUUCUCGUGACACGCAUCAUAAUUAGAAUUUUAUUAUUAAAAAUAUGAUUAAUAUUAUUAUCAUAAAAUAAGCAUUUUUCCCUUAAAGUUUUAAAUAAAAAAAAAGUGGAUUCGCUUUAUAAGACGUAACAAAUCUCAAUUUUUGGUAGUAAUUUAAUAAAAAACAAUAUUACAUUUUGUUUUAUAAUUACAUACUCAUUUAUUUUUAAUUUGUUUUUAGUAGUUUUUUAAGUUUAAAGAAAUUUAAAAUUAUUUGG
Leptopilina heterotoma is the source of this 2038-nucleotide messenger RNA. It is a transcript of the gene Mks1, whose product is annotated as Meckel syndrome type 1 protein homolog. The transcript is spliced from 4 exons. Gene Ontology annotation, biological process: cilium assembly. The record is from RefSeq and is a predicted model, not a curated record. NCBI's taxonomy places the organism in Eukaryota, Metazoa, Arthropoda, Insecta, Hymenoptera, Figitidae. The coding region runs from base 256 to 1791 and encodes 511 amino acids. Gene Ontology annotation, cellular component: MKS complex.